Molecule: messenger RNA, 290 nt
Organism: Paramecium sonneborni
Lineage: Eukaryota; Ciliophora; Oligohymenophorea; Peniculida; Parameciidae
Source: the annotation of a GenBank genome assembly
AUGUCUCAUGAAAAGAGAACAUCAGCAGACUUUUUUAAAUAAGUCUUUGGAAGAACAGUUACUGUUAAAUUACAUAAUCGAACAGAAUAUAUUGGUGUUUUAGCUGCACUUGAUGGAAAUAUGAAUAUUGUUUUGGAAUAAUGGUAUUGUAUAAAUUAAUAAAUUAUAGUGAAGAAUAUUUAGAAUCAAAGUUAAUCAACAAAUAUGGAUAAAUAUUAUUGAGAGGAAAUAAUGUACUUUACAUUAGUGCUAAAUUUAAUCAAACAAAAUAACAGGAUGUAGAAAUUUGA